This is a messenger RNA of Rana temporaria (common frog), 5343 nucleotides long. It is a transcript of the gene EPB41L1, whose product is annotated as erythrocyte membrane protein band 4.1 like 1. NCBI's taxonomy places the organism in Eukaryota, Metazoa, Chordata, Amphibia, Anura, Ranidae. Gene Ontology annotation, cellular component: cytoskeleton; plasma membrane. Gene Ontology annotation, molecular function: actin binding; structural molecule activity. The record is from RefSeq and is a predicted model, not a curated record. Gene Ontology annotation, biological process: cortical actin cytoskeleton organization. The coding region runs from base 533 to 4435 and encodes 1300 amino acids. The transcript is spliced from 27 exons.
UCUCUCACCCUCCCUCUCUCCUUUCUCUUUCUCUCUCUCUCCCUCUCCCUCUCUCUCUCUGCUCCAGCCUCCUUGUUUUCCUGCACAGCCCAGCCUCUUCUGCAAGCAUUACCUUUGCAGUGUCUCCCUGUGCUGCAUUACAGCCUCAUCUGUAUUCACUUAUAACUAAGAAAGGUCUAAGGGAACCCUUGGAGGCAUUUUCUGCAAUCCCCUCGCCUGAUCCCUACGCUUUCUCCCAUUUCUCCACUCUGCGGUUGCUGCUCUUUCUGCAAUGGGGAGUAUGCAUCUGAAGAUCUCUAUGGCUCGCUGAAGAGUAGCCCACCCAUAGCCCCCUCUCUCUCUCUCGCUCUCUCUCGCUCUACGCUGACAGGGGCCUCCUCGGUUAAGGGGAGCGGUGUCUGGGUUCCACCGGUAGAUCCCCCUUUAAAUCCCACCCUCCUUCGCCACCCUAUUCUGCACAUUGCAAGCUGUCAAGCCCCAGAGACGAGCCCUGUGCAGUGCUGGAGCUCCUACACAAACCUGAGGAGUUAUAAUGACCACGGAGGUGGGCUCUGACACUGAACUUACUCCCGGGACCGACGGGCCUGCUCAGGAUGGGGUACAUAAUCCUGCUUUGGUCCCACACGACACCCCGCAAACGCCGGCAAAUAACGUAGACAGGCCGGGAGCCAGCGACGGCUCGCGAAGAUCAGAAAGUGAAGAGAUGUUUGAUUCAGAAGACAGAACAACGCCCUCCCACACUCAACGAUCGCCACAAAAAGUGAAUAGGAAACCGAAGAAUGCACUCUGCAGGGUGACGCUUCUGGACUCCAACCACUAUGAGUGUGAGGUGGAGAAACAUGCGCGGGGCCAGGUCCUGUUUGAUACUGUCUGUGGACACCUCAACCUCUUGGAGAAGGACUAUUUUGGGUUGACAUUCUGUGACACUGACAGCCAGAAGAAUUGGCUGGAUCCUUCCAAAGAGAUAAAAAAACAGAUCAGAAGUAGCCCCUGGUCAUUUGGUUUCACAGUGAAAUUUUACCCUCCUGACCCAGCGCAGCUCACAGAGGACAUUACAAGGUAUUAUCUGUGCCUGCAGCUGCGUGCUGACAUCAUCAGUGGGCGUCUGCCAUGUUCCUUUGUUACACAUGCCCUACUGGGGUCAUAUACCGUACAGGCUGAGCUUGGUGAUUAUGACCCUGAGGAGCAUCAUGAGAAUUACGUGAGUGAGCUCCGGUUCUCACCCAAUCAGACGAGGGAGCUGGAGGAGAGAGUGAUGGAGCUGCACAAGACAUACAGGGGAAUGACGCCAGCUGAAGCAGAAAUACAUUUUCUAGAAAAUGCCAAAAAACUAUCAAUGUAUGGAGUGGAUCUGCACCAUGCUAAGGAUUCUGAAGGUAUCGAUAUAAUGCUAGGCGUCUGUGCCAAUGGGCUUCUGAUAUACAGAGACCGUCUGAGAAUAAACAGAUUCGCCUGGCCCAAAAUCUUAAAGAUUUCUUACAAGAGGAGUAACUUCUAUAUCAAGAUCCGGCCGGGCGAGUAUGAGCAGUUUGAGAGCACCAUCGGGUUCAAGCUACCGAAUCAUCGAGCCGCAAAACGCCUCUGGAAGGUUUGCAUAGAACAUCACACAUUCUUUAGGCUGGUCUCUCCAGAGCCUGCCCCAAAGGGCUUCCUAGUGAUGGGCUCCAAAUUCCGAUACAGCGGGCGUACGCAGGCGCAGACCCAGCAAGCAAGUGCUCUGAUAGACCGGCCGGCUCCUAACUUCAAGAGAUCUGCCAGCAAGCGAUAUACCCUGUCUCAGAGUGCCGAAGGGGGAAUUUCUAAACAGAGUGCUCUGAAUGAGAAUCAUGAAUCCACCCCAGAGAAAAAUCACAAGGCAACUUCAGGAGGAGAAGAAGAAGACGAAGACGAAGAAGAAGAAGAAGGAGGAGGAGAGGAAGAAGUGACCACUCCAACCAAAAUCAAAGAGCUUAAGUCGGAGCAAGAGAGCACUCCCCGGCACAAGGAGUUCCUGGACAAGUCACAAGAUGUCCUACUGAAGCACCAGGCCAGUAUUAAUGAGCUGAAAAGAACCUUGAAACAGCCAAACAGCAAACUUGUUCACAGAGAACGUGGGCGAGAAAAGAGGCUGCCGUCUUCACCUACCUCCUCAUCCCCCAAACUGGAGCAGGAGGCAGAAGGUACCGGGAAAGAAGAGGACGAGACAGAUGCUGGUGCUGCCCAGGAUUCUGAGGUCUUCAUUGAGAAAAGCUUGGCUUCAUCCCCAGAGGGCAUGGAGCAUUGGGUUUUUAUAGAAAGGCCAACAGAAAAGUCUCCUACACCACUUGAAGAGGUUCAAAAAAUGCAGUCUGUCCAGAUUCCUGGACAAGAGUUGUCCUCCAAUAGGGAAGAACACCCCCAGAAAGACCACCCUCACAAGGAUAGGGAGGAACGAGAAAUGGUGCAUCUACCUGAGGAGAAAUCAGUAUCUAUGAUGAAGGGAGUUGAAAGAAGAAAGAGGCUACCACGGAGAGAAGAGCGCCUAGUGAUGGUCACUAGUGAAUGGGAUAUCAUAGAAAGCAAAGCAAGAACAGCACCUGAUGGUGCCCCUGCGGAAGAUGGUAGGGAAUGGGCGCUCAGGUUGGAAAAUGGCAAAGCAACGUCCUGGGGAAAAGGUGAACCAUCAGAUUUGAGAGGGAAAAAUGGAGUGGACAGAGAAGAGACCAGCACAAGAAGGAUAGGGAGAGGAUUCGUGGGAUCAGCAGAAGGACACCAAGAAAUGGGUAGAACGAUUGUUGAGCUUGGGGAAAGCAGACGCGUCAUUUUGUGCGAAGAUGAAGCUGAUGACAGUGCUGAAGAGGGAGAAUGGCACAAUGUGGCCCACUGGGAGGACCAACCAAAAUCUUUGAUAUGGUGUGAGAGUGCAGGAUACCAAAAUAAAAAAGAAAACCUGGAGAACAUGGACAUUUAUGCAUCACCAAACAAACUUGGGAAGCAUUUUGUUGUCUUGGAUGACCAAAAGGAAAAAAGUCAGCUAGAGGAGACAAUGUCAAAACUGUCUAGAGAGUACAUCACUACUGACAUUCUUAUUCCAGAUGAUCAUAAUGAAGAUUUAAUAGAAGAGGAACAUGGUAGGACCAUUAUCAGUACAGAAGAGGCAGGACCUUCGGGUCUGGUAAAUGAACAGUUGUCCUCAACUGUACAAAUGACAACUGAGAGGAGCACGGAGGACUUACCACUGGAAGACUGGGGUCCACCAGUGCUUCAUUUUAUGUUGCCAACCAUUAUUCCACUACCAGUGGCUGCUCCCAGGGAGAGAGUUCACCAAGAAUUAGCCACAGAUAGUAAUCCAACUGAAAGAAUUCUUCUACAGCCAAAUCACAGCCAUCACGAUGCCUAUUAUUAUGAAGGAAAUGCAAGCCCUGCUGAAUCCACAACUGGCACGCCUGGAGACCUCUCCUCUCCAGAUUCGGGCUGUGAAAUAAUGCUCACAGAUGCGGUGAGUCAACCUCUUGAACCAACAUCCUGGGAGGAAAGGGAUAUCCCAUGUGCCCUCAGAGAGGUCUCCCUGCCGGACCAGGGGUAUAGGAAAUCCGGGAUUGUCCAUUUUCAGAGAGUGAGCAGCAGGGAGGCAGAGGAAGGGCGAACAGCAGGUGACGAGGAACAAGGAGCUGGCCUUCUAAAAGAAAAUCAACUAGGCAUUGAGAGGAAGUGUUCAAGCAUAACCGUCAGCUCUACAUCCAGUCUGGAAGCCGAGGUGGACUUCACAGUGAUUGGAGAUUACCACUCCAAUGUAGGCUUCGAGGAUUUCACCCGCAGCCUCCCUGAACUGCAUCGAGACCAGGGUGAUGGGGCCGGUGGCACAGAGAAUAACCUUGCAACAGCUCAGCAGGAAGUACCUGAUGAAGACAAGCAGGAGGAGGGAAUAACAGAGUCACACUGGACAGAGAAACAUGUCAUCAGCAGUGUGAGUACAGUUAGCAGCACAGAUGGGGAGAAAAUCACAAAUAUACAGAUUACUUCCAUGCAAACCACUCAGGUGGAUGAGAAGGAGCCUGUAGUCAGCAGUCAUACUGUCACUUCACAUACUGUACACCCAACACUGGCUGAGGACAGUAGGACAGAAGCAGCUGUCGCAGACACAACACGAGCAGCAGCAUCUGCUGAAAGCUCCCAGGCACUGCAAGCAGAUGUCACUCGCACCCAUCAUGUUUCCCAUACGGCCACCGCAGAAACAUUGUCCUCCUCGACAACCACCCAUGUGACUAAGACUGUAAAGGGUGGAUUCUCUGAGACAAGGAUAGAGAAGAGGAUAGUUAUUACAGGGGAUGAAGAUGUGGAUCAAGAGCAGGCUCUGGCCAUGGCUAUAAAAGAGGCUAAGUUACAACACCCGGAUAUGCUGGUCACGAAAGCAGUGGUGUAUUGUGAGACAGAUCCCUCCCCUGAGGAGCCUGAAGAGAAACAACAGCAAUCUUGACCUUGGAUGUUGGAUGUAAAUUGUCCCUUUCAUCUCCCUCUCUCUGUCCCUCCAUCAAAAAAAUAAAGACUGUCCCUCCCUUCCCCCAAACCUACACCUCAUGCCAGCUGCAAAAUCUCCAAACCGGCAGGGGACAUCCAUGCAAUCAGCAAAUCCAUGGCAGAGAGAGAGAGAGAAACUGGUCAUCCACCCCGGAGCUGAUAUGCCACCUCCUAAGAGUGAAGGAGGCACUGAGACACUCAUUCUUCUGCAUCUCCCCUUUGCUCGCUCCUCUUCUGAGAAGCAUGCCUAGCAAUGCGUGACUGCAUGUGGCAUCAGCAGGGCUAACCGGAUCAGGACCGUUAGGGGAAUUUCAGCUCCGUGUAACCGAACGUCUUCUGAAGUAUAUCCUAAAACUUUGUUUCGGGUACUCCUGCAACAAAGGGGUUAAUGAUCAAAGCCUCCGCCUUCUUUAUAUAGAAAGCUAGUUACGUCUUCUUCUUCUUCUUCAAUAUCUUACAGCCAGAUAAUCACUGAUAUAGAUGCGUAGUGUUGUCUGAACCUGUCCUGUUUAAUCUCAGUCAUAAACUGUUACCUUCCGCCAGGUAGAGUUCCAGCAGGGCUCACCUUCUGAAUUCCUGUCCUGCAGCAUAAGCACUAUGGGAAAACUAAAGUCGGCAAGCGGGUCUGGGCUCUGCCGGCUGAAAGUUCUACGGCAAAAAAAUAAUUAACCCGUUUGUUGCCAGCUGUGGAGCUAGAAGAUGUCCCUGCUAGUUGGGGGGGAUAGGCUGAGCCAUUUGUGUGAAAGGGUUAACUCCGCCCAGGGGGAGGCCUGACCUACUGCAAUGCUGUGCUCUCCCCCUGUCCCUACUCCUCCCUGUGCACCGUGAUCACUGCUCUAUAGCCAAUAAAAAACAAAGUCAGUGUGA